AUGGUCACUUGUUUUGGUUGUAUAAGCUUGUGGCUCUUCCUGGAAGGACUUUUCAACCCCACGACGAACCAGCGAGAGCCCCAUAGAGGCCUACCAGACUAUAGUCAUAACGGGACGGAGCACUCGUUACCUGCCAUUUCGAUCCUAUUCCAUUGUCAGACCCAGUUUGGCAGCGAACUCACCAUGGCUGAAACCAUUGCUGAAAACACUGCCAAGCUCCAGCUUGAUGCGGAGACUGGGGAAAUGGUCUCCAAGAAUGAGCUCAAGAAGCGUACGCAGAAGCGGGCCAAGAAGACGGCCGCCGCCGUGUUGCGCAACAGCAGACAAGCAUCGACGCCAUUGCCAACCGGAGGUCAGGAUCUGACCAACACGCCAGGCGGCAAACCCGCUAAGACCGAUGAGGCUACUUUCGACCCAGACGCCAUGUUCAAGCAGGGAUUCCUGGCAGAGGUCUACAAGCUUCGCCAAUCGGAAAAUGUCGUGACGCGAUUCCCACCAGAGCCGAAUGGCUACCUCCAUCUUGGGCACUCCAAGGCCAUUGCUAUCAACUUUGGGUUUGCCAGACAUCAUGGCGGCAAAACAGUGCAUAACGCCGAAAAAGAGGAGUACUACCUGGCCAUUGAGGAGACGAUUCGGUGGCUGGGAUUCACCCCGUCCGAGAUCACAUAUGCGUCGGACAACUUCCAGCGCAUGUACGACCUCGCUGAGGAGCUGAUCAAGAAGGACAAGGCCUACGUGUGCCACUGCAAUGAAUCCGAGACCAAGCUGCAGCGUGGCGGCGAGGAUGGCUUGACCCCGAGAUAUCGUUGCGCGCAUGCAAAGCAGGAUGUCGACACCAACCUCAAGAAAUUCCGCGGCAUGCGUGACGGCGAAUACGCUCCACAAACCGCCUGGCUCCGCAUGAAGCAGGAUAUUGAGAAUCCGAACCCCCAGAUGUGGGAUAUUGCCGCCUACCGAAUUCCCAAGGAUCAGCAUCCUCAUCUUCGGACGGGUACCAAAUGGCGCGUGUAUCCGACUUAUGACUUUGCGCACUGCUUGUGUGAUAGCUUUGAGGGCAUCACGCACAGCCUAUGUACCACCGAGUUCAUCAUGUCGCGAGAGAGCUACGAAUGGCUCAACCACUUAUACGAGAGCAGGCUUCUGGUGGAAUACCAGCCGAUGCAACGCGAAUAUGGCCGCUUGAAACUUGACGGCACGGUCUUGAGCAAGAGAGACCUAAGAAGGUUGGUAGAAGAAAAGGUCGUUCGCGGCUGGGAUGAUCCGCGUCUGUAUACCCUCAAGGGGAUACGGCGACGAGGUAUACCCCCAGCAGCUCUUCUUGCCUUUAUUUAUGAGCUUGGCGUGACCACCGCCCUGACGUCCAUCAACAUCAAACGUUUUGAGCAGUCUAUUCGACGGUGUCUUGAGAAGGAUGUUCCUCGUCUUAUGCUGGUUCUCGACCCUGUGCGUGUGGUGAUUGAAGACGCCGAGGAGCAGGAUCUCGAUAUACCCUUUCUGCCGAGGGACCCAAAGAUGGGAUCCCAUAAAAUUCGGCUGACAAAGAGUGUCUACAUCGACCGCUCUGACUUCCGCGAGGUUGAUAGCAAGGACUACUUCCGUCUCGCCCCAGGCAAGAUCGUUGGUCUCCUGCACAUGCCAUAUCCUAUCAAGGCCAUCUCUUUUACCAAGGAUGAGGCCACUGGAGCCGUCACAGAGAUUCAAGCAGUCUUUGACAAGGAUGGCAAGAAGCCCAAGACAUUUAUCCAGUGGGUACCUGAGGGCUCGCCCAAGGCUGAAGUGCGUAUUCAUGCGGCCCUAUUUAAAUCAGACCAGCCCAAAUCGGUGCCCGGAGGGUUUAUGAACGACAUCAACCCUGACAGUGAGAUUAUAUGGCCGAACGCCAUGAUCGAAACUGGCUUCUACGAAGUGCGCCGUCGUGCGCCAUGGCCCGAGGCAGAGGGUGAGAAAACUAGGGAGUGCGGACCUGACAGUAUCCGAUUUCAGGGCAUGCGUGUCGCUUACUUUGCCUGUGACUCGGACAGUACGGAUGAUAAGAUUGUGCUCAACCGCAUUGUAGCUUUGAAGGAGGACUCCAAGUCCAUGGGCUGGGUCGACUUUUGUUACGAAAAUUCAGACUCGGCUGGUGUCUUCUCUGUGAAAGCCUUUCAUCGUUCCCACAGGAGCACCACCGUUGGCCACAGCCACUGCAUUCUUAUUGUGCUACAGUCCUGCCCUACAGGCCUCACCUCAUCCAUGUAG
Cordyceps militaris CM01 is the source of this 2238-nucleotide messenger RNA. RefSeq names its product glutaminyl-tRNA synthetase. Gene Ontology annotation, biological process: glutaminyl-tRNA aminoacylation; translation. The transcript is spliced from 10 exons. Bases 1 to 2238 code for a protein of 745 amino acids. The record is from RefSeq and is a predicted model, not a curated record. NCBI's taxonomy places the organism in Eukaryota, Fungi, Ascomycota, Sordariomycetes, Hypocreales, Cordycipitaceae. Gene Ontology annotation, molecular function: glutamine-tRNA ligase activity; ATP binding. Gene Ontology annotation, cellular component: cytoplasm; cytosol.